UAAACAUCGGGGCGCCACCGAAACUGCACGGUCGCGGCCAGCGCAAGUCGUGGCAAAGUGCGAGCUAUGACAGCGACUGUUUCCGGCCUUCCACGAAUUUAGCUUUAAAAAAAAAUAACAAUUACGAUCGCAGUCCCUGGCCCGUCAUCUAUGAACUUCUAGUCGAAGUUCGUCUCGGCGGAGCAGCGUUUAAACACUGGGGAGAACGCCACCAUGGGGCUGUGCAAGUGCCCUAGAAAGAAAGUGACCAACCAGUUUUGCUACGAGCACCGCGUUAACGUGUGCGAACAUUGCAUGGUGGCCCAGCACCCUACGUGCAUAGUCCAAAGCUACCUCCAGUGGUUGCAGGACAGUGAUUACGACCCAAUAUGCCAGAUCUGCCGCAAGGAGCUCUCCAACGGGACAUGCACACGUCUCCUAUGCUACCAUGUUUUCCACUGGGCCUGCUUGGACGAUUACUGCAAGCGGAUGCCCAAGACGACUGCACCGGCUGGCUACGGCUGUCCAUCGUGUGGCUCGGCUGUCGUCCCAGCUAGCAACAUUGAGUCGCCUGUGGCAGACGCGCUGAAUGUGCUCCUCAAGGCUGCUUCCUGGGCGAAUGCCAGCCCUUCCGUACCGGAGAUCCCACAGCAGGCGCAGCCUCCGGGACCACAGGGCGACCACCGCCAGGCCAGCGCAAGCCCCGCAAGGUCAUUGUCCCAGUCUGCACCUCCACCGUGGCGCUCACAAGGCAUCGCACCCAGCACAGUACCGCCCCAGCACACGAGUAUGGCCCCUGAAAACAGUGUCAACUACGGCACCACCGCCAACAGCAACAUGACAUCAUCACGGAAGAUAUUCAAUGCAGCUCAGGGCAACUUCGUCACAUCUGCUCCGGACUACGAUGAGGACAAGUACAAACGACGAUCCGGAUUCGAGCUUCUGUCACGGUGGAUCAAAUCACGGACAAUAAUGGCGGGCAGUCACAGACGAGACCCGCACAAGUUCCUCAAGCGCUGGGUCGUCCUGUCCAUCCUCAUUGUCCUCGGGCUGUUCACCGUCGUUUACUUCCUCUUGCACUGGGGUCGUGCGGCAGCAGAGUCGGAUCCGCUGCUAGAUCCCCGGCUCAAUCCGGACAUUAGGGUCAACGACGAGCCUCACGUCAUGGAGCCGCGCUGAGGGAAAAAUAGCGGCGUAGGCCGUGCGCGAGUGUUUCCUGUCGUCGCGGGAAAAUAAAAAGAGCUUGGGUAUUUAGGCAGCAUCGGUCUGUGCAUUUCAGCCAGCCAGUGCCGCCACGAAAUGUAUAUACUGGGUCUUUGUAAGCCUAACUGGCGGUGCUUUUGGGGGGCAGGGUAGUGGACAGUGCUUUGAAUGAGUGUGUGUGUGGUCAGCGGGUAAUAAAAUGCGAUAGUCCGAGCACAUGGCCUUAGGUGUCGAUUGUGGACCACGUGAUGGGCGUGCUGGAUGACGACUUUUUCACUCCAGCACAGUUUAAGGUAGUGCUUCCAAAACUGCCGCUCCGUGGAUCGGCUGAAAUGCAACUAAUUUUGUUGAGACCCUCAUGCGCGCAAGCGCACAUACCUAUGUGAUUUUUGUCUACUAUGAGAAUCGCAGAAGUUGCACCUAAAUUUCGUUAUUGAGUUCAGAGUCCUGCUAAAUUAGUUAAAGAAGAAAAUGCGUUCAGUGCUGACUCCUCGUAAUAAAUUAAAGUGUGAGUGUUUAUAUUUUUUCUAACAGUUUUAUGAUGAACAACACUAAGAUGCCGCCCUUGCCCUUCAUUACAUAAUUCACUUGUUCACAACAGGUUCAGUGAUAGACUGCUUCAAAACUACCCUUGAUGAAUCUGUUGUGGCUUGAGGUGAUUAACAGGAGCAUGCGUGGUGCAAUUGUGUUCGCUCCCACUAAAGUAUGUAUUGUCAGGUAGAAAAUUGCGGAACACGAGUUCAACGACAAAUGCGAAUUUUUGUUCCUUCCGAUUUACACGUUUAUGGCCAAACGCACACAUUGCCACCCCGCAGUAUAUAGUCUAGGCAACGCACUCUUGUUAUUUCUUUUGUCGCUGGCACCAAAUUAACGAGUUUCUUGUGCAAGCAUUUUGCUAGCGUACAAAUAUGAGAGGGCGAGAAAGUAAUGUUAUAUGAGCACUCGGAA
Dermacentor albipictus is the source of this 2130-nucleotide messenger RNA. Its product is annotated as zinc finger protein-like 1 homolog. Gene Ontology annotation, cellular component: Golgi apparatus. The record is from RefSeq and is a predicted model, not a curated record. NCBI's taxonomy places the organism in Eukaryota, Metazoa, Arthropoda, Arachnida, Ixodida, Ixodidae.